AUGCAUACAUCAAUAGAUAUAAUUCGUAUCGCAUACGUUAUGUUGUUUUGGUUUAUAAUUAAACAAGUAUCUGCAAUCUCGGACGCACAAAAGUCUGGCAUACAGAAAGAGUUGGUAAGCGUUGGUAUAAAAUGCAUAAAGGAUCAUCCUCUAUCACUAUCCGAUAUUAGGGCGUUUAAAAACAAAAUGAUGCCCAAUGGGAACGAUGCUAAAUGUUUCGCCGCGUGUCUGUUCAAGAAGGUUGGAGUGAUGGACGAUAUGGGAAUGAUAUCACCAGCUAAGGCACGGGAAAACGCCAUGAAGGUGUUCCAUGGAAAUGAAGAACAUCUGAAGAACGUUGAUGAAAUUAUGAAUAAAUGUUCCUCAGUAAAUCAACAAAAAACAGGUGACGGACAAAAAGGCUGUGACAGAGCCAAGCUUGCGUUUGGAUGUUUUGUAGAAAAUGCUCCUAAAUUCGGCUUCGAUUUUGAUUUCUGAUGAAACAUCAUUUCGAGAACAUUCGAAGGCAGUUAGAAGUUUGUUCAUCUAUGUUUUAUUUAUAACUUGUUGCUAAGAGCUAAAAUUAAAUCGUUU
Messenger RNA from Helicoverpa armigera (cotton bollworm), 573 nucleotides. Its product is annotated as general odorant-binding protein 69a. Lineage: Eukaryota; Metazoa; Arthropoda; Insecta; Lepidoptera; Noctuidae. The coding region runs from base 1 to 477 and encodes 158 amino acids. The record is from RefSeq and is a predicted model, not a curated record. Gene Ontology annotation, molecular function: odorant binding. The transcript is spliced from 5 exons.